This is a messenger RNA of Manduca sexta (tobacco hornworm), 2609 nucleotides long. Its product is annotated as venom dipeptidyl peptidase 4. Lineage: Eukaryota; Metazoa; Arthropoda; Insecta; Lepidoptera; Sphingidae. The transcript is spliced from 13 exons. Gene Ontology annotation, molecular function: dipeptidyl-peptidase activity; serine-type peptidase activity. The record is from RefSeq and is a predicted model, not a curated record. The coding region runs from base 211 to 2433 and encodes 740 amino acids. Gene Ontology annotation, biological process: proteolysis.
AUUCCUAAACCAGUUCGUGCAAAGUUCGCGUUUUGGGCAGAACCAAAAUCUGUCGGCUGAGUGGAAACUAUGCCGAUUGCCGCAGUCGGUGACCGCUCGGCUCCGCGCUUGUACAUGCGCGGCGCUCUGUUCCGUGAACCAAACCGUGCGUGUUUAUUGGAUCCACUUAACUUUCAUUGAGGACCUCUCGUGUCCUGUCACACAUUAGACAUGGCAACCACUGCAGUCAUCGGCUUGGUAUUGAUGUUUGUAUGUCAGACACAAUCUUCGGCGUUCAUUCAAGGUCUUCAAACAUUCACACUGGAAGAACUUGUGCCUUUAAGAGCUGAGUUCUACCCAGAUCGAUUGUCAAUACAAUGGGUAUCAGAUAAUGAAUAUAUUUACACAGAACGUGGCACUGGCGUGAGGAAAUAUAAUGUCAAACAUGGCACCUAUGUUACCAUUUUGGACGAAAUUGAUUUGUAUAAUUUGCGAAAUUACACAAUAUCGACGUUCUCUGAAGAUGGAAAGUACGUGUUGCUGCUCAAACAUAGGCGAAAGCUGUACCGAUAUUCGACUCUAGCGGAGUAUUCCGUGUUGGACAUCAAGAAUAAAGCAAUUUUGAAGCUGGCAGAUAGUCCGCUCCAGGUGGUAGUGUGGGGUGGCGGUCGAUCGCUAGCUUACGUUCAGAAUAACAAUGUCUACUACGUACCAGAUGCACUGCGUCCCAGCUUGGUUGUGGCGUUAACCACUGAAGGAAUACCUGGAGAGGUCUACUAUGGUGCUACUGAUUGGAUUUAUGAAGAGGAAGUGUUCAAUGCUGCAGAAGCAAUAUGGUUUUCUCCAAGUGGCACGUACUUAGCUGUGGCUUAUUUCAAUGAUACUCAAGUGGAAUCUGCAGUAUUCCCCUACUACGGAGAUCCAACCGACAUCAACAACCAGUAUCCUGAGAUCGUUCAAUUCAAAUAUCCGAAGGCAGGUCGAACUAAUCCUGAUGUUGGAUUACGCGUGUUCAAAUUAGAUGAACUCAACAAUGAACCUUGGAACAUACCGGCACCAGUAGAUGUUGUUGGCUUAGAUCACAUUCUGGGGAGAAUCAACUGGGCCUCUGACCAAAACCUCGUGGUAUUGUGGCUAAACAGACGACAGAGUAUCAGUAUCCUUGUCAAUUGUGACCUGAAGAGGGACAAAUGCAGUAUAGUAAAAGAACAGACUGAACCAAACGGUUGGAUUGAUAUCACAGCGCCGUUCUUUGAUAAAACUGGCACGAAGAUGGUGGAAAUACAACCCUUGUAUAACGGAGAACAGAGGUUCCCCCACGCGGCGAAAUUUGACUUCAGCUCUUUUACUACAGAAGAUUUAAGUCCGGGUAACUCGACCGUGACGGAAAUUUUGGGCUGGAAUCAAGAAACUGACACUGUUUAUUACAUAGUAGCGCCGGGCUAUGUGCCCUGGUUGAGGCAAGUUUGGGCGACGUCUGGCGGCGUCGUGAGGUGUGUGACGUGCAAAGAACCGUCCUGUCGACAUGUUACUGCUGAUUUUUCGUCAGGCGCAAAUUACGCGGUAAUAACAUGCAGUGCCUGUAAUAUACCUCCCAAAAUAUUUUUAUAUGACAGCGUGGCGGAUACCUUGAAACUUCUACAAGACAAUCGUCGGUUAACUGACACUUUAAGUCAAUACAAAUUACCCAUGACUCUCUUCAACAUGAUUAACAUUGGUGAGGAGAUCAGAGCUCAUGUGAAACUGCUGCUACCUCCUGGAAUUAAAUCAGGAGAGAAGUACCCAAUGGUUGUGAGAGUUUAUGCCGGCCCAGGAACUACCAGAGUUCGGGAUAAUUACGAUUUAGAAUACUACAACACGUACUUAUCGGCGAACAGAAGUAUUAUAGUGGCAUCUAUUGACGUGCGAGGGUCUGGUGUGAUGGGCGUGGAGGCCAUGCAUGCUGUGAACACCGCUCUAGGCACCGUCGAGAUAUCUGACACCUUAGCUACCAUCAGGAGUUUAGCAACUUUGUACCCGUUCAUUGACCCUGACCGCAUCGGCGUUUGGGGUUGGAGCUACGGUGGAUUCGCUACCACCAUGAUGUUGAUACAAGACGACCAGAACACCAUUGCGUGUGGUGCUGCAGUGGCUCCUGUUACCUCCUGGUUGUAUUAUGAUUCAAUAUACACAGAGCGGUAUAUGGACACGCCGCAGUCCAACCCUAUCGGCUACCAGCGUUCAGACCUGACGGCAUUAGCGGAGGACCUUCGCGACCGUCAGUACAUGCUGGUCCACGGCACUGGAGAUGAUAACGUCCACUCUCAACACAGCUUGCAGCUCGCGAAGCAGUUGCAGCAUAAAGACAUCGCUUUCGAGCAAAUGACUUACACCGAUGAAAACCACUCAUUGAUGGGUGUCAGCCGACAUUUCUACCACUCGUUAGACAACUUUUGGACUAAGUGUUUUAAAUAAUGUUCAUAGAUAUGUAAAUAUUUAUUUAUAAGACUGUGAAAUUAGUCAAUUUGUGUAUGUGAUUGCCAAUGACGAAAUAGUGUGCGUGAUCUCUCCAUUUGUAUAUGUUCAAUAAUUCUAUGUAUGUAGAUAAGCCUAACGUGUUUGUAAAUAAAUCUGUAUAAUUAUUUAUAAAA